CCUAGUUGGAGGGGCUGGGCCUGGAGAAAGUUCCGGCGGAGAAACAGAUUGACUGACGGACAUACUCGGUCCUGCUUCCCGGCUGCCGCUCGGAGCCCUUACCUCGGAGCCGAGCGCGGCCAGAGAAGGAGCCGCUGCUGGCGCCAGCAUCAUGGUGUUCUACUUCACCAGCCACGCUGAUUCAUCUGUUUACACCAUUUAUAUGGGAAAAGAUAAAUAUGAAAGUAAGUUUACAAAGCAUUUGAUUUUGAAAUUUCCAACAGAUGAAGAUCUAAUAAAAUAUGGCUGGCCAGAAGAUAUUUGGUUUCAUGUGGACAAACUCUCUUCAGCUCACGUGUACCUUAGACUACACAAGGGGGAAAGGAUAGAAGACAUUCCAAAGGAAGUGCUGAUGGAUUGUGCGCACCUUGUCAAGGCCAAUAGUAUUCAAGGCUGCAAGAUGAACAAUGUUAAUGUGGUAUAUACACCGUGGUCUAAUCUGAAGAAAACAGCAGACAUGGAUGUGGGACAGAUAGGAUUUCACAGGCAAAAGGAUGUGAAAAUUGUAACAGUGGAGAAGAAAGUAAAUGAGAUUCUGAACCGAUUAGAAAAGACCAAAAUGGAGCGGUUCCCAGACCUAGCAGCAGAAAAGGAAUGCAGAGACCGAGAGGAGAGGAAUGAGAAGAAAGCCCAGAUCCAGGAAAUGAAGAGGAAAGAGAAAGAGGAAAUGAAAAAGAAGAAGGAAAUGGAUGAACUUAGGAGUUAUUCUUCAUUAAUGAAAUCUGAGAAUAUGUCUUCAAAUCAGGAUGGCAAUGAUUCAGAUGAAUUCAUGUGAAUGAAGAAAACGGACUGUGAAUUUUUGGACAGAUACAGACAUUUUGAUUUUCAGAUGUGUUCUGCAUACCAAAAAACCCACCUAAACCCUACAUGAAUAUCGUUAACUUUGGAGAUUUGAGAACUUGGUUCAAUUUUUGUUUGUGGAAAAUGAUCCCAUGUAUAACAGUGGAGCUUGGAGACAAAGUAUGUAGCUUUAAGAAUGAGGAAAUGUUUGUACCAGAAGAACAUGUCUUGGCUCUUCAUGAGAGUUGGCUCUCCUUACUCUUGGGAUAGGUUUCCAAAAUAACUAACUUGGGGAAGUAUUUGUGUUGCCAUAUUAUUUCCUUGAAAAAAAACAGAUGUCAUAGAAGACCCGCCUAUUUUUAAAUUUUACCCCUUGUAUAUGUUUUGUAUAGUAGAAUGGGGCAUUUGGGGAGAGUGAUUUCUCACAUUCACUGAUUAGAAAUUGAUAUGUAUGUGGUUUGGAAUGACAGGAAUUUGGGCCUGUGCUUUUUUGAACUAAGUCAAUUAAGAGGGACUUAAUUACUCUUUGUAUUGCUCAACUUGUUCAAAGAAAGAUUUCAUAUGCAUGUUCUGUUUUCAUUUCUUAUCCUAUAUCUGCAUAGUGAUCAUAGUGAUCCUGUGAUCUUUUAGUCAAACUCCAGGUUCUAGCUUUUUUAAGACAAGGGAGGUCAUCUAUUGACCAUCAUAAUGCUAUUAUAUUAAAAGGAACAGUCAUUGAUCUUUGAGAUUGGGAUUCAUACCAGUUUUCAUUAGCAGACAUUCAACUUUGGCCACACAUACGGAUUCUAUGUUUUAAUGGUUUCUUAACAUUGGGGUAUCUGAGACCUCAGUCUUAUUUGCCUCAAUCUGGUUUAAGGAGGCCUGCUACCCCAAAAAAUCUUUUUUGCUUCUGGGUUUUUAAGUGCAAUGAUCUCUGUCCUCUGAAUUUUCUUCAGGAUCUAUUAUUUUAAAAGCCCCUAUAGCAACCAAAGCAUGAUGAUUGUUUUAGAGAUUCACUAAGAGCAGCUAGAUAACAUAGUUGUAGUGGGAAGGGGGUAUUUUACAAACCUCCUCCUAGGCUUGUAACCCUCAUUUCAAAGGUGAGCCUUGUCUUCAGGGUGCUUGCCUCAUGAAUGCAACAAGAGGCCAGUGUCCACAAUGCAGAUAUGAUACCAGAAAAAAAAAGAUAGAAAAUUUAAAGAGUUUAACAGUCAAUAGGCCAACAUUGUUGUCUUGAAGAAGUAGGCUUGCUCUUUAUAGUUGUAACACCAGAUAUAGAUUUCUCCCCUUGAUCUGGAAUAAAGGCCUAGCUGGUUCUUCCAGUUGCAUCAUCUUAUGUCUAAGGACUUUAGUGAUUUUAGUGCCGUAAAAGAGGAUAAAGAAACAAUGAAACAGAAAACAAAAACUUAGCAAACUUCUUUCUCAAAUGAGAGAGAAAAGUAGGACCCUAGGCCCAUAUUUAAAGCCUUUUCAUUUUGGGUAGGACCUGUGAGAACUUGAUCUGCUGACAUAGCCUUUGAGAAGAAGCCAGGGUGGCUUUCACACCAGAGUUAAGAUUAAAUCAGGACUUUCAGUAGAAGAAACUACACAGAUGAGUUAAAUUGUAAUUACAUAGAUUCAUAUUAUUAAUUUUGCCAGUUUAAAACAUCAGUCCAUCUCUAAUAAAUUCCCUUUUUCAUUGCCUUUCUAGAUAGCCGAUCUCACCUCUAGCCUUCGCCCUUAGGAUCAUUGCAGUUUUUGGGGUGGGAGAAUGGUUCCACUUACUCUCUAGCCCAGGACUCGGAAUAUUUCAGCUCCUUUUGUUUCUAGGAAAUCCAGCUCCUUUUAGGUUCUCAGGUCCCCUCCAUAGAUUCAGUUCAAAAUUGUUCUCCUUGAAGCAAUUUGACACUUUGUUAGUGUCCUUUGGGUUCUAACUACAUAAAUUGUUUGAUCAGCUUCUACUCUUUCUCAAGUUCCAGCACCUUGUUUGGUUCACUUGAGCCUCCAGUCUUAAUUAGCCCCUUCUGGAUUCUCCAUGAACCUUCAUAACUCUGCCACCAGAUUCACUUAUGUAAUUGGUUGCAAGAUGGCCAAGUAUACGAGGUACAUUAGUAUCUCAAAUUAUUUUUCAUCUAUUUCACACUUCCUGCCUCCAGUAUUCUUUGCAGUAUUGUAAUCUUUAAAUUCCACAUUAUUUUGCAUUACAUCUACCCUAGCUGGUCUGGGGUCAGUUAUGCCAGAGGGACUUGUGUGUAUAUUUGGGGGGUGGGAGGGAAGAAAGGGGGUGAUUACAGUGCCUUAGCAGAAGAUUUAUCACCCUCUAGGAACUGGCAUUCCAUCCAGUAGAACCAGAUAAACAGUCUGAGCAUUUUCUUUGAUCUCAUUUGUGAGAAAAUCCCCUCAAUACAGGUGAUAAAGGCCUUUGUUGAAAUUAUUCACUCUCUAUUACAUUCUUUUACUCCUGAAGCCUCUGGUUCCACAGGCUUUCAAACCAGAACACUCAUUUCCCUCCUUCAAGAAAGGUGUGAAUCAUAUUUUAAACAGGUUUAGACUGAGAAGAUGAUCCUCGAUAGCUCACCUGCCUUGCAAUCUCUAGUUCAGAGCUAAAACUAUUCUUCUCAGCUUUGCAUCAGUCGGAAAGAUGAAACUUGGUUCCCACAAUGUAAUAAGGAAGGCUUCUAAGCAGGAUAACAAGGUAAGAAAGCUGGAUGAUUUCUCAAUUUCUCCUAAAUCACAGUGUGAUUUUGUUAUUUUGUUGGAAGCCCAGUCUGAUGGUUAUGUAAAAAAACACUUUAUUUCAACCAUAACCUACAUAGAGGUGAUUAGGUUAUCCCUGAAGAGGUCUGCAAAUGCCUUCACAAAAGAGAUUGGGUUAACCUAUACUCCAAAUGUAAAAUGGAAAGUUCACUGAUUUUGGACCCCCAAACAAAAUAGCAACCUCAAGCCAACUUGACCGUUCAGCUGAGAGCCAAUGUGUUCUGAUUCUAAGUGGCUGGUGUGUAAAACUCAAAUAAAAUCUUUGGUGUCAUUAGAA
This is a messenger RNA of Dromiciops gliroides (monito del monte), 3811 nucleotides long. It is a transcript of the gene CCDC25, whose product is annotated as coiled-coil domain containing 25. NCBI's taxonomy places the organism in Eukaryota, Metazoa, Chordata, Mammalia, Microbiotheria, Microbiotheriidae. The record is from RefSeq and is a predicted model, not a curated record.